Molecule: messenger RNA, 897 nt
Organism: Kwoniella shivajii
Lineage: Eukaryota; Fungi; Basidiomycota; Tremellomycetes; Tremellales; Cryptococcaceae
Exons: 1
Coding region: 1-897 (298 amino acids)
Source: RefSeq, a predicted model, not a curated record
AUGCGUAUCGUUUUCACUGGCGGAUCUGGCAAAGCAGGUAAACAUGCCAUACCUUAUCUCCUCAGUCAAGGUCACCAAGUCCUCAAUCUGGACCUUGUACCUCUGGAUAACCCAAAGGUCUACACCCUAAAGACCGAUCUUACAGACUCGGGUCAAGUUUUCAACGCAUUCACCUCUCAUUUCAAUAUGUCGGAAUAUUCGCUUCCCCAUUCCCCCCCUCUACCUGACGCUGUUGUUCACUUUGCCGCAUAUGCUCGGAAUUUGCUUGUACCCGACAGUGAAAUGUUCGCAUCCAAUGUCAAGCAGACUUACAAUGUCAUCGAAGCCGCAUGUAAGCUUGGAAUCAAGAAAGUUAUUAUUGCUAGUUCAGAGACUGUAUAUGGAGUCUGUUUCACUCAAGGUGAAUCAGAUUAUCAUUCUUUUCCUUUAGAAGAGGAUUAUGAUUGCGAUCCCGAAGAUACAUACGCAACCAGCAAAUUAUGUGGAGAGCGGGUUGCGAGGAGCUUUGCCAGGCGAUUCAAGGGCACCGAUAUAUAUGCCUUUCGAAUCGGUAACGUCAUCGAGCCACAUGAAUAUGCCCUCAACUUUCCCUCAUACCUGAAUGAUCCCCCUUCUCGAAAAAGGAAUGCUUGGAGUUACAUAGAUGCAAGAGAUUUGGGCAAGCUCUGUCACUGUGCGUUCCUGAAAAGCGGACUGGGAUUUCAAGUAUUCAACGCUACCAAUAACACAAUUACUUUGAAAGAGAAAACAGAGGACUUUUUGGCGAAGGAGUGCCCAAAUGUCAAGAUCACUAGAGAAAUGGAGGAGUACGAAGCGCCAUUGACAAACAUGAAAGCCCGAAAGUUACUUGGGUUCGUUGAGGAGCAUGAUUGGCGGGAUUACGUGAAGACGAGCUAG